Messenger RNA from Pygocentrus nattereri (red-bellied piranha), 1273 nucleotides. RefSeq names its product actin related protein 2/3 complex, subunit 4, like (gene arpc4l). Gene Ontology annotation, biological process: actin filament polymerization; Arp2/3 complex-mediated actin nucleation. Gene Ontology annotation, molecular function: actin filament binding. The record is from RefSeq and is a predicted model, not a curated record. The coding region runs from base 61 to 567 and encodes 168 amino acids. The transcript is spliced from 6 exons. Gene Ontology annotation, cellular component: actin cytoskeleton; Arp2/3 protein complex. NCBI's taxonomy places the organism in Eukaryota, Metazoa, Chordata, Actinopteri, Characiformes, Serrasalmidae.
GCGCACGAAGGCUGCAGGCGUGGCGCAGACACUUCCGCCUUCCUCAAAAGCCCACAGAAAAUGACGGCGACUUUGCGGCCAUACCUGAACGCUGUGCGGGCCACCCUGCAAGCAGCCCUGUGUUUGGAGAACUUCUCCUCUCAAGUGGUGGAACGGCACAACAAGCCAGAGGUGGAAGUUAGGAGCAGCAAAGAGUUGCUAUUGCAGCCGGUGGUAAUUAGCCGCAAUGACAAAGAGAAAGUUCUCAUAGAGGGCUCUAUUAACUCUGUGCGGGUCAGCAUCGCCGUCAAACAGGCGGAUGAGAUUGAGAAGAUCUUGUGCCACAAAUUCAUGCGUUUCAUGAUGAUGAGAGCGGAGAACUUCUUCAUUUUGCGGAGGAAACCUGUGGAGGGCUAUGACAUCAGUUUCCUCAUCACUAACUUCCACACGGAGCAGAUGUACAAGCAUAAGCUGGUGGACUUUGUCAUCCACUUCAUGGAGGAGAUCGACAAGGAGAUCAGUGAGAUGAAGCUGGCCGUCAACGCCCGUGCUCGUAUCGUCGCCGAGGAAUUCCUCAAAAACUUUUGAGGACCUGUUUCUGGAAUCAAUCGCUCCUGUGACUUGGCCGUCGCUGGGGUACCCAUGGAGAGAGAGAGAGAGAGAGAGAGAGAGAGAGAGAGAGAGAGAGAGAGAGAGAGAGAGAGAGAGAGAGAGAGAGAGGCAUCGCAGACUUCUACAGCUCAACAGACAAAAAGGGAGGAGCUUAUUGUGAGUUUAAGAAUCAAUCAGCAAAAAGAACCACUGGAACGAGUGACCAAUCCUGCGAUGCCGUAUGCAGUGUCCCCUUUGCCUUCCGUCUUCUGUUAAAGGUGCUUCUUGUUCCCAUUGAUAAUUGUAUAUUUAAACAAAACAAAUGACCCCUCAUUUUCUGUUCAGAGAAUAAAAAAAACACAAGGUCAAGGCAGGUCCUUAAGAAGUAUUAUCCAAAAUGACUAUUGAUGGGCACAGGAAAUACUUUCAACACGUUAAGUCCACAGUGGCUUGUAUUUCGUUUGUCUUUUAUAUACAUGUACUCCAAGUGUUUUUUUUUUUUUCUCCUUAAUUUUUUGUUAUAAAAAAGGAAUCAAACCUCAAUGUUAGUGGCAUCAAGAAAGGUAAUUAAAAAUAAAGUUAUGGGUGUUUAUAUUUUGACACAGCCAGCCUCUGAUGUAAUUACAGGUGGGAAGAAACGAUGCAUAAAAUGUAAUACUGAUGGUAGCGAUAAAACCAAUAAAAUUCUAUUGCGCUUUCUGUA